Molecule: messenger RNA, 2227 nt
Organism: Nymphaea colorata (pocket water lily)
Lineage: Eukaryota; Viridiplantae; Streptophyta; Magnoliopsida; Nymphaeales; Nymphaeaceae
Product: probable purine permease 11
Exons: 2
Coding region: 726-1895 (389 amino acids)
Cellular component (GO): membrane
Molecular function (GO): purine nucleoside transmembrane transporter activity
Source: RefSeq, a predicted model, not a curated record
CCUCAUUUAUGGACUGGAAAAAAUACAACUUUUUCUGUCCUGAGGAUUUCAAAACAUGGUUAUCACAUCCUUGCUUAUAAUUUUAUCUGUCCUGAGGAUUUCAAAACAUGGUGAUCACAUCCUUGUUUCUUGUAGAAAGCUCCUGUAGGUGAUAUAGUUGAGCUACAAUACAUGGUGUUUAGGCAUACAGAGAUACUUCUCUUUGAAAAGAUCAGGUAUACAAUAACACUUCCCUUUGAAAAGCAUCAGGAAUGGUAACUAGGCCUGCAGCAGAGAGAUUUCAAAGGCGGCUUCCCAACUUGCAAGUUAUGGAGAAGUUCUACCUGACCAUUCUUUUUGCAAAGUCGCAGCCAGGCUUCAAUACGUCAACAUUAAUGAACGGAGUUAGAAUAGGGACCUUAUCCCAUCCUUCUCUCUCUUGUGCAAAGCAUUCGCAUGGAGUGAUGCAUUGUGCUGCCAAACAAACAAAGAUGCUGACUGCAUUACUUAAUUGCCACAAGCUGACGAUGGUGGCGGUCUAAUUGCUACUCUUAGGUAGUUGUGUCAGGCUUUUUUCUUCCUUGUUUGAAAAAUGGUUUAAAAAACUGGUGGUCAUGGUUUAGUAGCUAGCUUUUUCCACAAUUUGUGAAGAACCUUCAGAGGCUACAAAGCUCACUACAACUCUUCUCUCUUGAAAAGACUUGCGCUUCCCUGCCCGUUCAUCUGUUCUCUUUUACAUCCCUCCGAUGGCUGCGGUGAAAGAAUCUGAGAUGCAAAUCAGAGUUCAAAGCCACAAAGAAGGUGAACUGGAGAAUGGUGAUCCUCAUCAAGCUCAAGCAACUUUGUCCAUCCAUGGCAGCCGACUGCGGUACAGCCGCUUCUGGUGGCUCUCCGUUGCCUUUAAUAUUCUGAUGGUCAUUUUUGGUCAGUCUGCAGCGACGAUAUUGGGCAAGCUGUAUUUCGCAAAGGGUGGGAAGAGCAAAUGGCUGGCCACCCUUGUCCAAACUGCUGCCUUCCCAGUUCUGAUCCCUUUCAUUUUCUUCUCUUCUAAAAUCAAAUUGUCCAAUGGCAUCGCGACUGUCAAUACCCACAGGACCCCGAUUUCCACCACGAUUGCUGUCUACCUCAUUCUUGGCAUCAUGAUUGCUGGGGACAACAUGAUGUACACAUACGGUGCAGCUUACCUCCCAGCCUCCACUUUUUCACUCAUAUGUGCAACUCAAUUGGCAUUCAAUUGCGUCUUCUCUUUCUUUCUCAAUUCACAGCAUCUCACUCCCUUCAUCUUGAAUUCUGUCCUGCUACUGAUUCUCAGCUCAAUACUCUUAGCCUUCCAAUCGGGCAAUGGGCAGUCUACAGAUACAACUUCUCAAUACUCCACAGGAAUUAUAUUCAACCUUUGUGCCUCCGCCCUCUUCGCCCUCAUCUUGUCUCUAAUGCAAUUCUCUUUUCAAAAAAUCUUCAAGAAGGAGACGUUCUCUGCAGUUUUAGACAUGCAGAUCUACACAUCAUUGGUGGCGUCCAUGGCCUGCGUGAUCGGGCUGUUUGCAAGUGGAGAAUGGGGUGCUCUUGCCGAAGAGUCUGGAGAGUUCAAACUCGGCCGGACUUCAUACAUAUUGGUUAACCUGUUGAACGCAAUCAGUUGGCAGAUUUGCUUUGUGGGCACAGUGGGCCUGGUAUUCACCGUGUCUUCCCUGUUCUCCAACGCAAUCAGUACCCUGGCUUUGCCUUUGAUACCCGUCUUGUCUGUUUUCAUUCUCCAUGACAAGAUUACUGCAACAAAAAUUGUGGCUCUGAUAUUGAGCCUGUGGGGGUGCCUCUCCUUUGUUUAUCAACAGUAUCUGGAAGCUGGUGGUACCCCCCUAUCUUGGUCUUUCUCCGCGAGCAAGAGAAAAAGGUCUGGCACCACAGAUUCGUAAGCAAAUACUACGUGGUUGUUCUUGCGCCACAUUAUUGCAGAAGUUUUAUUUAGCGUAUAUUUUCUCGACUCUGUGCCGAAUGGAAGAGAAGGAGUAAUUCUCUUCAUCAUUCAAUGCGAAAGUGAAUUGUCUUAGGCUCAAAGACAGUGCAAAUUUAAUGAUUCUAAUGCAAUUUGUCACAAAUGUUUCGAGUUUAACUAACUGAAUUCCAGUCACUAUAGAUAGAAGUGAUCGCAAUGGGAGAUGAACAAAGAUAGAUGCUCAGCGGUAGUCGAUGCAUCCUUGCUUGGCUUAUACUGGCAAGUAGUUCACCUUUUUGUGUUUGUGUCUAU